CUCUCUCGCUCGCUACUAUACGCGGUGGCGGCUGCUUGGUCUGUAAGCGUGCCCGCGUGCUCCGUCAGUGUGUGCGACGUGUGUCAUCACAUCAACCCGCGUUAACCUCUCUCUCUCUCUCGCGCGCUACGUAUACGUUAGUGUUGUUGCAUCGAGCGACGGACGGAGAGAAAGCGCGCGCGAGAGGCGACAGCAUCAUAGAGAAGGAGAGAGAAGAAGAAGAGGAGAAGGAGGAGGAGGAGGAGGAGGAGGAGGACGAGAAGAGGUGGCAGUGCGGCAUCUCAACUUGUUGUGUGUUUGUGCGUGUUCGUGUGCGCGACGUUUAGGUGACACGGCGGUGACACUUACGGCAGGCGCGCGCCCCGACGAUGUGUCGCCCGGAGAAUGAUCAUCGCCCGCAGUGACAGUGUGCUGUUAGAUGAAACAUCGUCAUCGUCGUCAGCGUCAUCGUCAUCGUCGUCACCAUCGCCGACAGCGAGACGAGCGGAGCGGCGAGCUCCGACGAGCAACAGCAGCAGCAGCAACAGCAGCAACAGUCGUCGCCGCCCGUGCCAUCAACGCUGGAUAGGUACACGACAUCAUCGUCAUCUUCCAUGAAACUCCAGGAGUCUGACAUUACCCAGCCGGUGCAGCCGCUUACAGCAGCCGCAGCUUCCCCACACCACCACCCAGCGAUGGCCUACCCGCCGUUUCUCCUCCACAGGCCGUCGGAUUUCAGCAUGAACAGCAUUCUCACGGCCCAGUCGCAGUACUUCCCCGGUCUACAGGGCCUCGCCCUGCACCCACACGCGCUCUCGGCCCCCUUCACGCCCAAGUCGCUCGGUCAGACGCCCGGGCUUCUUUCCUCGGGGCAUCUGUCGGCCGAGGAACUGAUGGCGGCACAGCAGUCGAUGGCGGCGUCGAUGCAACGGCCGCUACGUACAAUAGAUCCGGAAGACUCUCAGUACGUCGACAAUCCGAAGGUGGAUCUUGAGUCGAAGGAGCUGUGGGAGAAGUUCCACAAGCUAGGCACAGAGAUGGUCAUCACGAAAUCCGGCCG
Molecule: messenger RNA, 1039 nt
Organism: Priapulus caudatus
Lineage: Eukaryota; Metazoa; Priapulida; Priapulimorpha; Priapulimorphida; Priapulidae
Product: T-box transcription factor TBX3-like
Exons: 1
Biological process (GO): positive regulation of DNA-templated transcription
Cellular component (GO): nucleus
Molecular function (GO): DNA-binding transcription factor activity
Source: RefSeq, a predicted model, not a curated record